Messenger RNA from Chinchilla lanigera (long-tailed chinchilla), 1641 nucleotides. It is a transcript of the gene Kcne2, whose product is annotated as potassium channel, voltage gated subfamily E regulatory beta subunit 2. Gene Ontology annotation, molecular function: delayed rectifier potassium channel activity; voltage-gated potassium channel activity involved in ventricular cardiac muscle cell action potential repolarization; transmembrane transporter binding. Gene Ontology annotation, cellular component: membrane. Gene Ontology annotation, biological process: membrane repolarization during action potential; negative regulation of delayed rectifier potassium channel activity; potassium ion export across plasma membrane. Lineage: Eukaryota; Metazoa; Chordata; Mammalia; Rodentia; Chinchillidae. The coding region runs from base 180 to 551 and encodes 123 amino acids. The transcript has a single exon. The record is from RefSeq and is a predicted model, not a curated record.
UGCAUAAAAUGUAUCUGACCAGUUUAAAGACUAACAAAAUAUGCAAUCAAUCACCAGCCAGAGGAAAAGAAAUCUGAUCAUUCCCUGCUUCCUUUCCCCCACAGAACCAGCUGCAGAAAGGACCUAUUCUCUUAAUCUCAUUCAUCUAUUUAUUAUUUGCAUUUCAACAGGAGGAAAACAUGAUCACUUUAUCCAAUGUGACACAGAGCCUGGAAAAUGUCUUCAAAAGGAUUUUUGUUACUUAUAUGGACAAUUGGCGAAGGAACGAGACGAUGGAGCAAGCAACUCUCCAAGCCAGAGUGGAUGCGGAGAACUUCUACUACGUCAUCCUGUACCUCAUGGUGAUGAUCGGAAUGUUCUCCUUCAUCGUUGUAGCUAUCCUGGUGAGCACGGUGAAAUCCAAGAGACGAGAACAUUCCCAUGACCCCUACCACCAGUACAUUGUGGAGGACUGGCAGGAAAAGUACAGGAGUCAAGUUUUGCAGCUGGAGGAAUCAAAGGCCACCAUCCACGAGAAUCCUGGUGCGACAGGGUUCAAAAUGUCUCCGUGAUAAGGAACACAGGUACAGAGCUGAGAUCCGACAUCCAGGUACUGUGAGACGCCCGCAGGCCAUGCAAAUCCACACUGUCACUGCUUAGAAGAGAAGUUCUUCCUUGCUUCCCUUGAGAAUUUUCACAAACGUUAUGUGGCUGGCCAGCUGAGACAGAUGACAUUUCAAUUGUAGUGAUUUAUAUUUGCUUAUUGGGGUGACAUUUUGUGCCGAAGACCUCUUUUAUUUUCUAUGCAAUGUAAAUGCCAUUUAAAUCAAUGUCAGCAGUGGAAAUAAAAGCAAAUUUAAAGCAAAGGGCCUGGGCAGCGGUGGUGGAAAGAGAAAGGACAGAUUUACAAAUCACUGGACCUUCUUUCUCAUGAAACACUAGCUUGGAUGUGACAAAUUCAAUUUAUAAAUACUCAGAUGUAUUUUUCAGAAGCUGAGGAUCAAAAUUUAUUACUUGUUGACUGGAUUGACAGAAAUAUUUCUUAUUAAUUUAUGAGUGCAGUCUGAAGUGACGAAUGAACAGGAUGGCAAGGUUACAUUUAUUAUUUCCUGGUAUUUAACUUAUUUGGAAGUUUGAAGAUAGAAAAGGCAUUGCAAAGGGCAAAUAAUCCAUACCGGCAAAGUCAAAUAUUUAAGAAAUAGCUGGUGUGACAGAAACAUAUUUUAACAAACAUUUAAAGUUUUGCAGAAAAUUAACCUGUAGAAGUUCUCAUUAUUUAAGAAAAAUGAUAAAAAGUUAUGACAUGGGUUAUAAACGACUCAUUCUUUACAUUCAAUUGUACCUUAUUGACACUUGUUUUAUUUUCCACUGAAGUUACAGAAAGUGUCUAAAUUGCUGAUGUCUGUUGAAAAGCUAGACAGUAAUUGCUAUUUUGUACCACGGUACGGAGCAGGCACUAGAGAGAUAUGGGUCAAAAGAUGCAAAAUUUCAGUUGAUAGGAGAAAUCAACUCAAGAGAUCUAUUGUACAGUAUGAAGACCAUAGUUAGUAACAGUGCACUGUAUUCUUCAAAAUUGCUAAGAAUAGGCUGGAUGUGGUGAUGCAAGCCAGUAAUCCAAAGACUUGGGAGGCUGAGGCAGGAGGAUUGCCAAAAGUUUGAGGC